AUGGUCCUUCCUGCUCCGGCAACCGAGCCAUCUUCAUUUUUAUUGGCACCAUCAGAAGUUACAAGAUGGAAAACUACCAAAACUGCUCUUGAACAAUUAAAGAAUGAUUUCUCGCCUUCUGCUUCUUCCAAAGGACACGAGUCUGAUUUGUGGAUUUCAUCGGGUGAUGCACUUGCUGCUCUUCUUGGCGGUGUCAUUACACGUGCUCGCGAAAAUGCAAAUGUGGCAAGAUUGCAAGGAAGAUCUAGUAUGGAGUCACAAAUUGAGACAUUUGCGAUGGCCGCUGAUGGUCGAGACAGAGCUCCUCAAGGAAACAUGUCCGAUGGACGAUACUUUGGAAACUUCAACCCCCUUUUCAAUACCACCGUUUCUCGCCCCGAUUUAUUAUCCCUCACUUGUGAGUCAGCUUCUCGUGUCGCUCUGGCGGUUAGAAACGCUGUGAACCUUCAACUUUCACCAGAAGCCCUUGCCCACAAGAUUUCGUUUAUGGAAGCUCCCCAAAACACCAAACCUCCUGGUCGUAUUGAUUGGACAGCAGAUGUAAUAAUGACCAAUUGGUGUCGAUUUGAUUUACAAGGUCCAAAACUAGAUUUUGGUUGGGGAAAACCUUUUUAUGCAACGGCCGGUGAUGGUACUACUUAUCCACCUGGAUACAUCAUGUUGACGCAGGAGAAGAGUUCCGGAGAUGUUUUUGUUAUAAUGUCAGUGGAACGGAAAGGUGCGAAUGGGGUGAAAGCUGACUCAUUGUUGAACAAGUAUGCAGAACUGGUCACACUUCCUUAA
Messenger RNA from Didymodactylos carnosus, 783 nucleotides. The record is from the annotation of a GenBank genome assembly. Lineage: Eukaryota; Metazoa; Rotifera; Eurotatoria; Philodinida; Philodinidae.